AUGUCAACCACGGAGAUGAUCAAUGUCGAAUUGACGGCGGCGCAGCAGCAGGGCGAGCCCGGGCAAUCGUAUGCUCUUCACGAGCUGCCUACUGGAAAGGAUGACGAUGUCCCGCCUGUGCAGGUGGAAGAGCUUGAGAGCGCAGCGCCAACGGUCUCCUUCAGUUCAAUCUUGCUAUUGAGUGCGUCUCAUCUAUCCAGCUCGUGGUCAGAUCGAACACUCGAAUUCGCUGUCCCCUUAUACCUCAUAUCCCUUUUCCCCUCGACACUCUUCCCCUCAUCCUUCUUCGGUUUUCUCACCACAGGCUCCGCCAUCCUCCUCUCCAACGCCAUCGGAAGCUGGGUCGACCGUACUCCUCGCCUCCGCGCUGUGCGCACCUUCAUCCUCGCACAGAAACUGAGCAACUUGGUGGCUUAUGCAUUGCUGCUGGUCUUGUUUGAGAAGUUGCAGAGCCAGGCUAGUCGGGGCCUCGGAGCGGGUGGCGACGCAGGAGUGAGAGCGCUGUUCGUGUUCGUGUGUCUGUUGGGAUGUGUUCUUCGCCUUGCUACAGUCGGGAUAAACGUUGCCAUCGAGCGAGACUGGGUGACCACCAUCUCCUCCGGCUCUCCCGCCAGCCUGACACGGCUGAAUGCCUUCCUACGCCGGAUCGACCUGCUAUGCAAGCUUCUUGCUCCGCUGUUCGUCUCCUUCCUCACUCUCCAGAGUAACUCUGUCAGCAUAAUGGUACUUAUGGGUAUCAGCUUCGUAACGAUGUUCUUCGAGUUCGUAUGGAUCCAAACUGUGCACAACGAGUUCCCCGCGUUGGUGUCAGAGCAAGCGAAGCGGUUGGCCAUUCAGGCUCAAGCAACUCCACCUAGCACCCGCUGGAGCAUCAGCGCGCUGCGCAGAGCCCUCAAGCAGCUGCUCAUUGACUGGAAAGACUUCCAACGUACACCGGUGUUUCCGACCGCUGUGUCUAUCUCCUUGCUCUACAUGACGACGCUGGCGUUCGACUCGACUUUCCUCUCGUACGUCGUUUGGCGCGGGUACUCCAACCCUCUAAUCGCCGGCAUGCGAGGUCUAUGCGUUGUAAUGGGACUGCUAGGCACCGUCAUCCAACCACUCCUUACGCGAUGGAUCGGCCCCGUCCGCGCCGGCAGCUGGUCAAUCUGGUCCGAAUUCCUCACCCUCAUCCCCGUUCUCCUGAGCUUUUUCCUCCCUCCUUCCCUCUCCACCUCCCCAUCCAGCUCCAGCAGUGCAGGCAAUGUAUGGAACAGCGCCCUGCUUUUCGGAGGGAUGGCCCUAAGCCGCCCGGGGCUCUGGGCGUUCGAUCUGUCUCAGCUGCAGAUAUUGCAGGAUAAGCUUAGGGAUCAUCCAAGGAGGAACGCCCUCACCGCGCUACAGUUCUCGAUGCAGAGCGUGGGUGAUUUGGCCAAGUAUGUGCUCGUCAUGGUCCUCUCCUCUCCGACAGAAUUUCGCUGGACGGCAAUCGUCUCUGUCGCUUGUGUACUCGCGGGCUGCCUUGUCUGGUCCUUCGCAUAUGCGCGUAAGGAACGCGGGCAUCUCCUGCAUCUGUCACAUAUCGCGCAUAUGCUUAAGUCUGCUCUGAGGGUUAUUCGUGUCACACAUUUCUAGAAACUUUGUCUGGAACGAGAGUAGUAACAGGUAUAG
This is a messenger RNA of Dacryopinax primogenitus, 1650 nucleotides long. RefSeq lists its product as uncharacterized. Gene Ontology annotation, biological process: iron ion transmembrane transport. The transcript has 7 exons. NCBI's taxonomy places the organism in Eukaryota, Fungi, Basidiomycota, Dacrymycetes, Dacrymycetales, Dacrymycetaceae. The record is from RefSeq and is a predicted model, not a curated record. Bases 1 to 1614 code for a protein of 537 amino acids. Gene Ontology annotation, molecular function: iron ion transmembrane transporter activity. Gene Ontology annotation, cellular component: membrane.